Molecule: messenger RNA, 1660 nt
Organism: Cyprinodon tularosa
Lineage: Eukaryota; Metazoa; Chordata; Actinopteri; Cyprinodontiformes; Cyprinodontidae
Exons: 4
Coding region: 95-1660 (521 amino acids)
Molecular function (GO): catalytic activity
Source: RefSeq, a predicted model, not a curated record
UGAACGCUGGCACGACUUGCUGCCGCUGCUCGCCGGUAUUUUUGUAUUCGUUGCUCACUGCCUUCGCUCACCGCCUCACCUGGCGUUUUUAAUAAUGUGGACCGGCAGGACAUACACCCUGCUUGUCUGUAUCUGGAUAUUCCUACUGCCCGCUCACCUGCAAGUGGCGGGUUUGCUGCAGUAUUCACCCGCUGACCUGCUCCGGCUCCGCUGUCACUCCCUUGGACCUGCGCCCGAGGCUCUCCACCUUCACCCGGACAUCACCUUCCAGCCACGUCGGAGAUACAUCCACCGAGGUUCCCGUCGGAUUGUCCACCGCAACGGUUCAACAGCAAUAAAAUCCAUCUGGUCCAGCUCCCGACGGUGGAUUCGUCGCCCUCCAUGCUCCACCAGCCGGGCUGUCGACCACAGCGUGUUAGCCCGCCUAGCUCGGUCGGCUAGCACCACCACCAGCUGCGACAACAACGCACUCAACUUUGCUCUGCUCAACAUCCGUUCACUGACAAGCAAGGGACAUCUCAUUCAGGAUCUCAUCACUGACCGUAAACUGGACUUUCUCUGCUUAACCGAGACCUGGCAACAGCCCCAAGAUUACUCUCAGCUCAACGAUUCCACUCCUAGUGGGUUUGUUUACAUCUCUCAACCCCGUGGUUCCGGUCGCGGAGGAGGUCUCGCGAUAAUUCAUCGCGAGAAUUGGAAAGUCUCGCCGGUAUCAGCUCCAGUUUCAAGCACGUUUGAAUCCACAGUCUGCAAGCUAUCUGGUCCAACUCCAACCAUCAUUGCUGCUGUCUACCGCCCCCCAAAACCGAAUAGUGCCUUUUUAACUGAGUUUGCUGAUUUUCUCACCCACCUAUCCUCUCUCUCACCAAACUUAAUUCUGCUGGGUGAUUUCAAUAUCCACAUGGACAACACCAAUUCGCCUCUUACCAAAGACUUUACUUCCUGCCUAGAGAGUUUUGGAUUUGCCUCCCAACUCCAUUCUCACCUAUGUGCCAACAGCCUGUAUGAAGAAUUUCAGUCUGGUUUCCGGCCACUCCAUAGCACUGAAACAGCACUCAUCAAAAUCACCAAUGACCUCCUCAUGGCAUCUGAUUCUGGACUACUCACCAUCCUCAUCCUCCUCGACCUGAGUGCAGCCUUCGACACCAUCUGUCACACCACCCUCCUCAGUAGGCUUUCUUCCAUUGGCAUCACGAGCACUCCGUUGGACUGGUUUAUUUCUUAUUUUUCUGAUCGCACUCAGUUCAUUCAACUGAAGACCCUCAAAUCCACCCCCUCCCCCGUCACCUCAGGUGUGCCCCAGGGCUCUGUUCUGGGGCCUCUGCUCUUCAUCAUCUACCUCCUUCCCCUUGGCAAUAUCUUCCGUAAAUUCAACAUCCACUUCCAUUGCUAUGCUGAUGACACCCAGCUCUACCUCACCACGCAGCCAUCGUCCUCUCUUCCGCCCACCUCCCUCAGAAAUUGCAUCUGUGAAUUAAAGGCCUGGUUCACCAACAACUUCCUUCAAUUAAACAGUAGUAAAACCGAGGUUCUCCUCAUUGGUACCAAAUCAACUCUUUCCAAAACCGACAGUUUCCAGGUCACUAUUGAUAGCUCCUCCAUCUCCCCCUCCCCCCAGGUGACCAAGACCUCAUUUGACUGCAAGAGCCUUAAGCUCUGA